This is a messenger RNA of Drosophila ficusphila, 1605 nucleotides long. RefSeq names its product cytokine receptor-like. Bases 1 to 1605 code for a protein of 534 amino acids. The record is from RefSeq and is a predicted model, not a curated record. Gene Ontology annotation, molecular function: cytokine receptor activity; protein binding. The transcript has 3 exons. NCBI's taxonomy places the organism in Eukaryota, Metazoa, Arthropoda, Insecta, Diptera, Drosophilidae. Gene Ontology annotation, cellular component: membrane.
AUGGAGGGCGAGCUGACUGGUUUGUUGCUGGUGUUUCUGAUGCCUCUAAUCAGCAUCUGCGGUGCCCAGAAAGUGUGCGACGUGGAUAUCUGGUCUUCCAAUAAAACGCUUUACGCCGGCGGUGCCCACGAUGUGUUCUGCAGGUGCAACCACCCGGAUGUGCGACCCGAGGAUCUGCACCUGAGAACGUUUUCGGUGCUGCCCUUGCUCGAAGUCUCCGAUUUAAAGUGCCACCGUCAGGAGCGUUCAAGGAAUGUGACCUGUGGCUUCAGUAGGAUCGGAGAUCCCAGGUUCUGGAAAGAUCACAGAUAUUCUGUGAGUGUAAAUGGCGAACAGGCAGUCGGGUGUCGGGAAACACCGGAAAACAAAACAUGGAUGCAGUGCCUGGAUAUCGAUCUCCACUACGCAGAUUAUUUUGUGCAAAGCCACAACUUGAGCCUUCAAUUAGAGGGUAACGGUAAAACACAGCUGCAGCAAUUUCAAAUCAACCUUAACCAAAUAACGGUACCGGCUUGGCCAACGGAAUCACCGAUUCUUGAAACGACAGAGGAAAAAAUAUGCCUACAUUGGGAGAAUUGGGUUGACACUGGACGUGAUAUGAAAUGUUUGAUCCAGCUUCUACUCCGGAAACGAAGGAUCGAUCCACAGUGGCCUAAGGUUGAAAGCCAAGCCAAAAAUCGGUGGAGUCUAUGUUUCGACACUCCUUCCCUUAGCAACCAGAUCUACGACGCGAGGGUGUGGUGUCGCUUUGAUAAACCCAUUGGACCCUUUACGGAUGAUCACUAUCCGUUUACGUUUACAACUCCGGCUAGUCCUCCCAAGCAUGCGCCAAAGAUAGUUCCCAACGGAUUCUUCCACGAUGCGGAUGAGGAGAAGCUCUACGUAUUUUGGAUUCCUCUAACGGAACUGCAGUUCAACGGACCAAACUUUACAUACAUCGUCCAGACGCAAUCGGGUAAGACGGCGUUCCUCUUAAGCAACAACACUGCGGUUUUCCAAGAUUGGGAUGCCACACAUUCAUCGAUCGUCUACGUUUGGAGCCAGAAUUCUAGGGGACCCUCAGCAAACAAGAGCCAACUCGAGGUGCCCGUUUUGACGCAUGAGAGGAGUCGUCAGCCGCAGGAGCUAGUUUACCAUGCGGAUAACCUAACCAUCACAUGGCAGCCUCCAGAGUAUCAGAAUGAUCUUAUCGGGUACAUAGUCACCUGGUGCUCCGCUUCGGCAAACAGUUCGCAGAUCUGCGACGACCUAAGACCCAUCAAUUAUCGGGUGCUAGAAGGAUCCCAAAAUUGUUUCCACUUCAAUAGCUCUGUGGUGUUCUCUAAUGUUGCAGUGGCAGCGAGAUACAAAGACAACUCCGGAGGUGGCAUGCAAUGGAAGGAUCCAAAAGAAAACUCCUUCAGACGGAGAUGGGGUUACUAUCUUGGAAGUGUGCUUUUCCUAUUAACGCUCUUCCUGGUACUCAUAUCUAUUCAUAAUUUUCGAAAAAUGUCAGACACUGCGGUGUCCGUCCAACAGUCCAAUCCUCCAGCUGAAACCGCAGUGCCGGGUAGCGGGGCUAUAAAAACAAUUGUGGAGCCUUCCUCUAAUGUAGAAUUCGGCUAG